UUAUAUAAGGAGCAAGGGAGAUGGCAAACCACAAACUCCUUCGUAGCUAAAAAUAUUUCCGAGAAUUGUGGUGGCUGAUCCCUUUGGACUUGGUGCGUUUUCUAUUUAUGGACUUCUAUACAUGGAUUAUGUCAAGACGAAGAAGAAGAGAGAGAAGCUUAAAUCGGUUCUGUCUCGUCUCCUUGCCGAUCCGAUUCUCGCCGACGUUCCGAGGAACCCAACACUUUUCGAUGUCGUCACUCUUGUCAGUCUGGAAAAGGGAAGCGCUAUGCGUCUCUCCGUCGUCAAGCUCGACGGCUCCUCACUGGAUGUAGCCGUCAUGAAUUCAGCUACUUUGAAAGAUCUGAAGCUUUUGAUCAAGAAGAAGGUUAACGAAAUGGAGCAAGCAAACAUGGGUCAUCGCCACAUUUCUUGGAAGCAUGUAUGGUCAAACUUUUGUCUUUCGUACAAUAAUGAGAAGCUGCUUGACGAUAAUGCUCUUCUUCAAGAUGUCGGAGUCCGCAACAAUUCUCAGGUGACCUUCAUGCCAUAUGUGAUGAAGAAGGGUCGAGGGAGACACUCCAAGAGGAAGAAGCAUCGUCUUUUUCGUUCACUCCACAAGACUUCUUAGAACCACCCAUUUUUAUAUGUUUGGCUGGUGGCUUGAGUAGACAUAGUCGUCGUCUCAGAACAAUUGAGAUCAAAACCAACAUAUUCUGUGGUUAAUCGCACCUUACUCACCAGCAUCACAAUACGCAGCAAUCUACUAGUGGCAACAACGACGCUGAUCUUGAGAACCUUAUAUGGUGUAGUGAUACCAUCAACACACAAGGGACCCGAUCUUUAUUGGAAGUUUGAGAGUUGAUUUUGAAAUUCUCUCUGUAUUUGACUGGUUCAGUUUUAGACUCUGUAACUAAUAGUUGUGGAUAGUUUAUAAUUAUUGGUGGCAAUGUGCAAAAAACAGAACAGAAACUGCUACGUUUUCAUUAUUAAUAAACGGGAACCUGAAUCUUAAUUCAAGAUAUAAUCCCAUUAUAUUAUAUAAUAAAAUGGAAGUACAUUAUUU
Molecule: messenger RNA, 1045 nt
Organism: Camelina sativa (false flax)
Lineage: Eukaryota; Viridiplantae; Streptophyta; Magnoliopsida; Brassicales; Brassicaceae
Product: U11/U12 small nuclear ribonucleoprotein 25 kDa protein-like
Biological process (GO): mRNA splicing, via spliceosome
Source: RefSeq, a predicted model, not a curated record